AUGUAUGACCGCGCUCCCCGCGCGCUCGGGCUGGCCGAAGGCGGCAGCACAGAGGCCCAUGUGGGCCCCGGGUCCUACCAGGUUCCGUUCCGGAAGCCGCGGGCCGCAGGUGGUUAUGCACCAUUUCUUUCUUUGACUACCAGAGAAGGUGCUUUUACUGUUGCCUCUCACAUUGAGAAAGCUGGUCCAGGUCCAGGACACUAUAAUGUUUCAGAAGCACAGAAAAUUUCAAGAGCACCUACAGUUACCAGAAGUGUUGAUGUUCCUUCAAUUCCUUCUUGUGCGAAGUCAUAUGGUUAUCAUAUUAAUGAGGAUGACAGUAUUACAAAAUGUUUUCCACCUGCUAGUGAUAGUACACUAGGUCCAGCAUAUUACAAACCUCAGUUUGAUGUUUCCAGUGCAACUUUGAAAUACAAAGGUAUACAUUUUGGCAACUCUUCAGGAAGACGAGAGUUACCUAAAAAGUCAGGUCCUGGUCCCGGACAGUAUGAUAUCAUCCAGAAAAAGACAUUACAUUAUGAAAAUAUUAACAUCAAGAAAGAUCAACAGAAAAAUUGUUGCUUAUUUCUCCCACGAUUAUAUGAAGUAAUAGUAUUGCAGGAGAAAAAAAGGAGAUUCUUACCUAUAAAAUCAAUCACCCCAGCUCCGGGCACAUAUAAUGAAUCUCGAACUGCUUUCAUGUCCUUGAAUAAAACAUCAGGACUGAAAAAUAUCCCAUUUGGUCAAAGUGCUGCUCGAUUCACAAAGGACUUCAAGACAGAGGAAAUGCCAGGUCCUGCAUUUUAUAAUGUCCUGAAUAAUACUAUAAUUGCCAAUGUUAGAAAUGUCUGCUUGAAGAAACAAAAGAAAAGUGCUUUUGGGUCUUCCCUUCCUCGUACUUUAUUCCUGGUUCAGAAAGAAGCAUGGACUACUCCUGGGCCUGCUGAUUAUCAGAAUUCACAGGUCGGUGGAAUUUCUAAUGAAUUACCUAACUUGACUAACAAAUAUGCUGUUUUCCUGUCACGAGCAGAAAGAACUACUAAAGUGCCAGAUAUGGUUAUUCCAGCACCAGGCAGCUAUGAUGUUCAAAAGUCAUAUGACAUGUCCCAAGUUAAACAUAAAUACAUGCCACCUCGGAGUUUAGUGGCCAAAAGAAAACAUUCCUCCUUUCUUAGUGCAGCUCCUCGAUACGUGGGAAAAAUGCCUGAUUGUCCAGGGCCCGCAUCAUACAAUCCUGUUUUAAGGAAAUCUUGCCCCAUACCCAUAUUUGUUAAAGCAUCAAAGCGCUUUGAAGAUUCCAAAGAGAUUACUCCUGGCCCAGCAACAUAUGAGGUUUGUCAGUAUUUCUCUCUUAUCAAUGACACAAUAAUAGAAUGA
This is a messenger RNA of Lemur catta (Ring-tailed lemur), 1356 nucleotides long. RefSeq names its product sperm tail PG-rich repeat containing 2 (gene STPG2). The record is from RefSeq and is a predicted model, not a curated record. The transcript has 10 exons. Lineage: Eukaryota; Metazoa; Chordata; Mammalia; Primates; Lemuridae. Bases 1 to 1356 code for a protein of 451 amino acids.